GCUUUACACCGUCACUCCUCCUCCUCCUUCCUCCUCCUCCUCCUCCUCCAGGCAUCCGGAGAAGUUACCAGAACCAGCCGGUGCAUCCAUCCUCCAGCACCGUGACAGCACCGGGACUCAGAGAGCAGCGCAAGCCGCGGCUGCGUUCACCAGAGCGGACACUUUCAUCCGGGGGGAGUCGGUGCUCGGAGCCGUUCAGCCGUUUAGAAAACGAAGAAGAAGAAUUCUUCUUCUUCUUCUUCUUCUACGCUGCGUUUCCUCGGAGCCGAAAAAUAAAAAAGACAUGCCUCCGAAACAGAAGAACAAGUCGUGGUCGGCGCUGAAACAAGCCGGUAACGAAAGUUUCAAGACGGGACAGUAUGGAGACGCCACGAAUCUUUACAGCCAGGCAAUCAAAGAGCUGGAGAAGAACAGUAAAAAGAACCCUGAAGAUUUGGGCAUUUUGUACUCGAACCGCGCAGCCAGCUACCUGAAGGAUGGGAACUGUGCAGAAUGUCUGAAGGACUGCAACAUGUCUCUGGAGUUCUUCCCGUACAAUGUGAAGUCUCUGCUUCGCCGUGCUGCCGCCUAUGAAGCCGUGGAGCGUUACAGGCAGGCUUACGUCGACUACAAAACCGCCCUGCAGAUCGACUGCAACAUCGCAGCCGCUCACGACGGCACCAACAGGAUGACGAAGGCUCUCACAGAGGCAGACGGGCCGUCGUGGCGAGAGAAGCUUCCUCCCAUCCCCACCGUUCCUCUGUCCGUGAGGGAGAAACUGUCCCAGCAGGCGGCAGGAAAACCUGCACCAGGAAAACCUGCACCAGCAACCCCCGCGCAGCCCAACCCCCCCGCGCAGCCAAACCCCACACCGCAGCAGAACGGCAUCAAGAAAACCAAGCCCGCCUCCAGUGAUAAAGACAUGAAGAAAGGACAAGCUCUUAAAGACGAAGGGAACGCGCUGGUGAAGAAAGGAGAGCAUAAGAAAGCCAUUGAGAAAUACAGUCAGAGCCUGAAACUCAACCCCACGGAGGUGACGACCUUCACCAACCGGGCUCUGUGCUACCUGUCAGUGCAGCGGUACCAGGACGCCAUCAGAGACUGUGACGAGGCUCUGACGAUCGACAGCAGCAACGUGAAGGCUCUUUACCGGAGAGCUCAGGCUCACAAGGAGUUGAAGGACACGAGCGGCUGCGUGACGGACCUGAACACUCUGCUGAAAGUGGAACCAAAGAACACGGCGGCCAUGAAGCUGCUGCAGGAGGUGCAGAAGAAGAAGUGAGGAGGCCCCGGGGCCCCGGGCGGUGGUAGGAAUCCAUCACUGCACCGUGUGCACAAAAGAGCUCCACUAAACCAGUACCGUUCCUCUGAAAGUCGGGCGGCGCAGACGCAAUUUCUGUUGCUCUGAGACUCAAACAAAAAAAAGAAAAAAGAUAAAAGCUCCACACUGAACGUGUUUGUUCUCUUUGCCGUGUCUGAACGCGAGCGCGGCCUCUGGAAACGAGCGAGGACGAGUCGGAAAAACCAAGCCUUUAGAACGUUUGUAUUUCACACCGUUGGUUUCAUUCAAUAUUCAUCAUUCUGCAAAUAAAUCUUUGUAAAAAGAAAUAUGUUAAUUACUGGGAACAUGAACGAACGGCACACAGCGUUGCAUUCUGGGACGGGGAACCAGAUAGUGAAGCACGUUUCCCCCGUCGAGCAGAAACAUCUUUAUUAAUCGCAAGAAGCCGACGUUCAGCUGACGUCCCGCCUGCUCUCGCCUCAUUUAGGAAAGAAAAACUAAAGUUUAUAAUCAAACUUAAUUUAAAAACUAUAUUUAAUUACAUAUGAGUGUAUAUAAUUCACAUUUCAUAAUAUAGUUACCCCAAAUUCAACAGUUCAUGAAGCAACUUCAAAUUCCCUUUUGGGCUACAGAUGUUUCCGUGAUCACAGAGUUUUAUCUGCUCAUCAAUAAUAUUGAUAAAGUCUUUAUCUAACAAUAUUAUUGUUGGAUAAAGACUCAAUAAACGAUGCCUGGAGUCCAAAUACAUUGCUGUGUAACCUCCACAUUUCCAGCCAAUAAUAAAUGACGUAUAAUGAUAAUAAUAAUCACACCGUACAUUUUCUAAAUUGCAAGAAGUUACUUUGAUAUUUUUUUCUAAUGAAGAAAAUAUCUUGGUAUCUGAUUUGAACAACAGUUGCACUGCAAAAAUGGCUCAGAAAAGCAGCUAAUUCUCUUAUUUGUGGGUGUAACUUCAGCGCAAAUUGGAGUUUUUACAGUUUUAGGCCAGUUUCACUCGUUUUUCAUUCAGUUUACUUCAGUUUAUCUUCUUAUUUUAUCGCCUGACAUUUUCAUAAUGCGUUUUAUUUUGCAGCAGACUCACGUUUAGAGACCAAUAUCUCUCUUUAUUUAACUCCAUAUUAAUCAUGAUGGAAGUGGAGUUCCCCACAGGGAAACGGGCGUACGAUCCUCCUCUUACGGGUUCUUCUGUACACAAGUCUCGUACUUUCAUCUCGUUUCUCGUUUCAUUGCAGUUGAAGUGAAUCUUCUCAUCGCGGCGGCGGCUUGUAAUUUCCAGCUUGACUGAAGUUCCUGCCGCCGACUUUCACCGGUCGCUCUGCGACGGAAGGAGAAAAAAAAAAGCACCUCCGGAUGUUUGCAUCAUAUUUUUAUCCAGGAUUUCACGUCGAAGAUUUGUUUUAGAAAGCACUUUUUUCCCCCUGGUCUGAUUUAAACGAUGACUUAAAGUAACGUCAUGCAACAUUUACUGACAUCUAGUGGUCAAGUUGGAGAUGGCAACCGUUUCAAACACCUUCAUAGGCAGAAUACAAGUUGGAUACAGGGUCCGUGUACUUGGCGGCCAUCCGUUUUUUGUUUUGAAAUGACAAAAUAAAAAUAGAGAAAUA
Messenger RNA from Cololabis saira (Pacific saury), 2865 nucleotides. RefSeq names its product translocase of outer mitochondrial membrane 34 (gene tomm34). The record is from RefSeq and is a predicted model, not a curated record. Gene Ontology annotation, cellular component: cytosol; mitochondrion. Gene Ontology annotation, molecular function: heat shock protein binding. The transcript has 8 exons. NCBI's taxonomy places the organism in Eukaryota, Metazoa, Chordata, Actinopteri, Beloniformes, Belonidae. Bases 284 to 1261 code for a protein of 325 amino acids.